Molecule: messenger RNA, 4666 nt
Organism: Xenopus laevis (African clawed frog)
Lineage: Eukaryota; Metazoa; Chordata; Amphibia; Anura; Pipidae
Gene: masp1.S
Product: MBL associated serine protease 1 S homeolog
Biological process (GO): proteolysis; complement activation
Cellular component (GO): cell surface; extracellular region
Molecular function (GO): hydrolase activity; peptidase activity; calcium ion binding
Source: RefSeq, marked provisional
GCUAAAGCCAGGCAGUGCAGCUGUGGGGAGCAAAUACACAAACACAAAGGAGAUAGAAGACAGGGAGAAGGAAAAUCUCUGCCAACAUGAGAAUACCCCUGCUCUUCUCCAUCUGCUUGUGGAUGUUAUCAGAAGCAGAAGUCAUUCAGCUUACUGAUAUGUUUGGUGAAAUCCGAACACCCAACUUUCCUGACUCUUACCCUAGUGAAUCAGGGGUGACGUGGAACAUCACUGUCCCGGAGGGUUUCCGGCUUAAACUUUAUUUUAUGCACUUUGAUCUGGAACCAUCUUACCUCUGCGAGUAUGAUUAUGCCAAGGUGGAAACUGAGGACCAGGUUAUUGCCACCUUCUGCGGGAAAGAAAGCACUGACAAAGAACAAGCUCCAGGUCAACGGAUUAUUACAUCCCCUGGUAAUUUCCUGAGCCUCACCUUUCGGUCUGACUUCUCCAAUGAGGAGCGCUUCACAGGUUUUGAUGCUCAUUAUAGUGCAAAAGAUAUAGACGAGUGUACAGAGAAAAGUGAUGAAGACCUAGUUUGUGACCAUCACUGCCACAAUUACAUUGGAGGGUUCUACUGCUUCUGCAGAUUUGGUUACCUCUUGCACACGGAUAACAGAACAUGCAAAGUGGAAUGCAGUGAUAAUCUUUUCACCCAAAGAAGUGGGUUCAUUUCAAGUCCAGACUAUCCCAGUCCAUAUCCCAAGAGCUCAAACUGCCGCUAUAGGAUUGAGCUAGAAGAAGGUUUUGUUAUAAAUCUCCAUUUUGAUGACAGCUUUGAUGUUGAGGAUCACCCUCAAGUCACUUGCCCUUAUGAUUUCGUAAAGAUCAAAAGUGGCAAAAAAGAAUUUGGACCUCUGUGUGGAGAGAAGUCACCAGGGAGAAUAGAAACUGGAAGCAACAGCGUUCAGAUUCUCUUCAAUAGUGACAAUUCUGGGGAAAAUGGAGGAUGGAGAUUGUCCUACUCUGCAACAGGUGCACCAUGUCCAAAUCUGCACCCGCCAAUCAAUGGGAAACUUGAACCUUCUCAAUCUGAAUAUAUAUUUAAAGAUCAGGUUGUAGUUAGCUGCAACCAAGGGUACCAAGUGCUGAAGAAUAAUGUUGAGAUGGAGAGUUUCCAGAUUGAAUGUCGAAAAGAUGGAACAUGGAGUAACCAAAUUCCACCGUGUCAAAUUGUUGACUGUAGGACACCAAAGGAGAUAGAGAAUGGAUUCAUCACUUACCCUACAGCAGAUAAUCAUACCACAUACCAGUCCAGCUUUAACUAUUCCUGCAGGGAACCUUACUAUAUUAUGGUUCCAAACAUAACAAGUGUGUAUACUUGUGAUUCAAAUGGAGAGUGGACCAGCCAGGAGAUUGAAGCAAAGAUUCCUACUUGUCAGCCAGCAUGUGGGAAACCAACUCAGCCUCUCCCUGGAAUAGUGAAGCGGAUCAUUGGAGGACGGAAUGCAGAGCCAGGAUUCUUCCCAUGGCAAGUCCUUAUUGUUGUGGAAGAUCUUUCACGAGUUCCUAUGAACAAAUGGUUUGGUGGUGGAGCUCUUAUCUCAGACUCCUGGGUACUGACAGCUGCUCACAACUUAAGAUCCCAGCGUCGUGACAACACAGUGAUGCCAGUUUCCAAAGAGCAUGUCACCAUAUAUUUGGGUUUGCAUGAUGUGCAGAGUAAGACAGAUUCAGUGAACAGAACUAUAGAGAAAAUCAUAUUGCAUGAAAUGUUUGACCCAGAGAGUUAUAACCAUGACAUUGCCCUAGUGAAGCUAAAUGAGAAAGUUAUUAUGAACCAGUAUGUGAUGCCAGUUUGCCUGCCAGAAUUUGAGCAUGAGUUGGAAGGACCUCAGCCUAACACUCUAGGCCUUGUGGCAGGCUGGGGCAUUUCCAGUGCUAACAUCACUGUAGAGGAAGUUAUCAGCUCAGACAUAAGGACACACUCUGCUAUCCUACAGUAUGUCAAGCUUCCAGUGGUGCUUCAUGCAGUGUGCAAGGAGAGCUAUGAAUCCCGCUCAGGAAAUUAUAGUGUUACAGAAAAUAUGUUCUGUGCUGGUUAUUAUGAAGGGGGGAAAGACACCUGUUUCGGGGAUAGUGGAGGUGCAUUUAUUAUGCAGGACACUGACACAAAGCGUUGGGUGGCACAAGGGUUAGUUUCUUGGGGUGGACCUGAAGAAUGUGGGAGCAAGCAGGUAUAUGGUGUCUAUACCAAAGUAUCUAACUUUGUGGACUGGGUAGAUGAUAAACUUAAGUCCUAAACUGGCCUAAGAUAAACUACGAAUUAUAGCUGUAACCCACAAUAUCAAAACCCAGAAAGUAGUCAGACAAUCAAAGCUCAUAUUUUAACAAUAUUGUAUAAAAGUAUUUAUGAAUACAUUAAAUAAUUGUUCUUUUUUUAUAUAGUUUUGCUUUUUAAACUGUUAUUUUAACUAAAAAGUGAAGUGUUACUGCUUUCAGGAGACUGCCUAAAAUACCUCAAUCCUGGUAUUCAAAAUCAAGGCUCUGAUAAGACCAACUUUGUCUUGAGCAAAAUGUGCAAAUAAUGUACAAUGUAUGCAACUGUGGAAUUUGAUAUUGCUUGCUUCAGUAGAGCCAUCUUCGUGGAUUUUUUUUUAAGUAGUUAUGAAAAUGUUUCAAUGUAGAAUGCCUGUACCUAGCUAGCAAUAUGGAAUCUCGCAUGCAUAUGUAUACAUUCACAUUUGUAGAGGCAGAAUAAUCUAAGUUCAAAAUGAAAUAUCUCAUGAACAGAACUGUCUAAAUAAAGAAAAAAUAAUAUAAGCUAAGACAUGUAGAACAAUAAUCUGAUGCUAUGGAGAAAAAACAUUCUUAACAAAUUUGGUGUUUCCAACUGAAAAAAUAUUUUAGCAACCAAAUAGUAUAAUAAAGAGAUUCUGUUGAUAAAACAGGGAGUCUAAAGUAAAGUGAUUUUUAAUCAACAGCAGUUAAAAGUGUCAGUUAAACUCUACUUGAAUUAAGUAAUACAAAGAGGGUCUUUUUUUUAAAUUAAAGGACAUGUAAAGCCUACAUUUUUCUGUAUAUUAGAUGGGCAUAUUGUAUCUUCCCCACCCAAGCCACAUCAUUUGUACUGUAUAUACCCCCUCCAUUUGCUAUCAACAUCACAUUUUCCUUAAACAAAUAGCAUCUUUCACCGGGCGGACAUUUUCCGUCUGACACAUUAUCAGCAAACAUUGACAUCUGCAAACAGAACAUGUAUGCUGUAAAGUUCAUGCAAUGCAGAAUGCAGGUUUACAAAGGCACACAAUACUUUGAUAAAAGGUUCUGCUUGGGUUGAGCACUGUAAUGUUUAAGCUGAGCUCAGGAGAGGUGGUUAGUGUAAGAAAAUAGGAUCAGGCAGCUAGAGUUUCUAUCUCUUCAUUGACUGUGGGCUCCCUUUAUUAAGAAUUAUGCAGUACCUGAAUUUUACCUGUUUGAUAUCAGACAUUUAACAGAUCGGCCAAUUUCUAACCAGGAUUCCCUGGUAGAUGCCUUUGGCUGUGCAUAUGUGCAGUAGAGUAAAAUUGGUACUUAAACACUAAAAGCUGCACAGGGGCAUAAAUUAGGGGGCCCGUUCCUCUGAAAAAAAUUUUUCAUAGCUUCCUUCCAUUGAAAAAGCAGAGGUAGCCUUCAGUGCACUUAAAAUCAUGGUUCACCCACAAUUUUGCUUGUGUUGCAGGUCACCAGUGACAUUCUCUGUGGUCAUAGGGUCUGUCAGCUCUGUAUAGUUAUGCCACUGCAAGCAAACAAGCUGGCAGCAUAGAAUUCUGGUGUGGGGACUGAAGUAGGUAGUUAUAAUCUAUAGGUGAUUUCCAGUGAUUUUGCUUUUUAAUAGCAAGAUUUUUUCAACCUAUUUUAGCUAUCAGCUAAUAGCAUUCCUCAGGCAGUAAAACCACAGGCCAGUUAAGUUUAGUCUGUAACAAAUCAAAUCAGAAUUUUAGGGUUGCCUGCAAUUUCAUUUAUCAUACAGUAUGUAACUUUCACAAUAAACACCAUGGAUGCUGCUUUUGUUCUGUGCAUGGCCUAGCAAUUAAUUUUCUUAAAUUUUUUUGGAAUUUGGAAAUAUAGAAUUUUUAUUGCUGGCACACUGUGCUUUGGCACAGUAGGUCAAGCAUAAUAUCAGCCUUGUGUGGUUUAUGAAAAAUAUUCUAUCUUUGUAAAAUAUAUUCACAUGUAUAUACAACAUUUCAUGUGUAACCAAAUCCCUUCCUCAGGAUCCCCCAGGAAUAUAUACAGAAAGACAGUGCCCUAGGGCAUAAAAUCUACAGAACUGAAAUUCAAGAUACAGAGUUCAAAUACAGUAGGCUCUACAUUUCAGGAUAACACAUUAUUAUUAGUUUGGUGAGAUUAUGAGUUGUCAUUGGAUGAUGCGUAAAGGGUUAAAGCCCUUAAGGAAACACAAAAAAGAAAAAAUUAAUGGUCAUUUGCUUUUAAAGCAAAAAUGUUACAAUAAAUGUGCUCAUAGAAUUAGAAUACUGUGAAAUAAUGUUAUUUUACUGUGCUGUUAAUGUAUAGUUUUGAAUCUUAUUUCCCUUUUAAAACACUCCUACCAAAAAUAGCCAGAGACAUAUGAAUGCAGCUGUGGAUGCAAUUGUACAUUUCUUUGCCUGUUCUAUGAUUGCAAACUAUUUUCCAUGUUAUGUUUAUGUAUAUAUUCGUGCUUAUAUUUUAUAAUAAAGAUAUAUGAACU